ACCUCGCCUCCAUAGAUACCUUCCCGCCGCCGCCGCCGCCGCCACCAUCCCGCGCGAGCCGCCGGCUGCACCGGAGCGCCGCCCUCCUCCCCGGGCUGCUCUCCACCGCUUCCGCUCGUCCGGGCUGCCGGCUGUCGGCUGUCGGCUUGUCGUCCUCCCCGCGGCGGCACGCGCCUGCCUCGGAAGUGAACCAGCGAGCGAGGGAGGGAGCACGGGCGCUUCUCGCGGGGGCCGCGGCGGCCUCCGUCGUCUGAGCUGGAUUCGGCGUUCAUCCGGGGGUGGAUUGAGUGAUUGAUUGUUUCCUUUUGCUGAUCUUCCUUUUUCACAAAAAGAGAGCCUUGGAUCUCUUGAAAUAUGUCAUCUCCAGGUGAAAUGCCAGUAAGCAAUCUAUUACGCCUCCAAGGCUUUCCUUCUAAUGUGGGGAAUAGAAAUGGUUUCAUUGCUGCAAGAAGUUCUGGACUGAGAAGGUCACGAACGACUCAACAUUGCUUUCACCAACACCAUCUUUGUUGGCCAGGUGUUAGAAGAGCUUCACUUCCUAAUGUCCGACUGUUGCCAGCUCCUGGUGCUUUGGUUUCCAGGAGUGUUGACAGAUCAUUGGUUCACAAAUCUGAUACUGCAUCAGAAGCUGGAGUUAUUCAGUUAUAUCGUAUACCAUAUCUUCAAGAGAGUGAAACAUUUGAGCUACUCAGGCAAGCGCAAGCAAAAGUUUCUGCUAGUAUUGUGGGUAUAAAGACCGAACAAUGCUUCAACAUUCAAUUGGAUAAUGCACUAACUCCAGAGAAACUUGCAACACUUCAAUGGCUCUUAGCAGAAACUUAUGAACCUGAUAAGCUACAAGCACAGAGCUUUUUGGAGGAGGAAGUCUCUAGGAGCCCUCAUAGUGUCAUUGUUGAGGUUGGUCCCCGAAUGACUUUUUCAACAGCCUUCUCGACCAAUGCUGUCUCAAUAUGUAAGUCUCUCUCGUUGACGGAAGUAACUCGCUUGGAGAGAUCAAGAAGAUACCUCUUGUGCCUGGAUCCUGGCUAUGGCCAACUUGAUGAAAGCCAGCUUAAUGACUUUGCUGCUUUGGUUCAUGAUAGAAUGACAGAGUGUGUUUAUUCUAACAAGCUCACAUCAUUUCAUUCAGACGUAGCUCCUGAACCUGUCCGUGUUGUUCCAGUCAUUGAAAGGGGAAGCGAAGCUUUGGAAGAAAUAAAUGUGAAGAUGGGGCUUGCUUUUGAUGAACAAGAUAUCAAGUACUAUACCCACCUCUUCAGAGAUGACAUCAAAAGGAAUCCAACCACUGUUGAACUUUUUGAUAUUGCACAAUCCAACAGUGAACACAGCAGGCAUUGGUUUUUUAAUGGAAAGCUUGUGAUAGAUGGAGAGACCAUGCCGAGAACCUUGUUUCAGUUAGUGAAGAGUCCCCUAAAGGCCAGCCCCGAUAAUAACUCUGUCAUCGGAUUUAAGGACAACUCAAGUGCAAUAAAGGGAUACCCAGCAAAUCACCUACGCCCAACACUCCCAGGCUCUACUUCACCAUUAUCUGUUAUGAUGCGCGAGCUUGAUAUUUUAUUCACUGCAGAAACCCAUAAUUUUCCAUGUGCUGUGGCACCUUAUCCAGGAGCUGAGACAGGUGCAGGUGGUCGCAUAAGAGACACACAUGCCACCGGAAAGGGUUCUUUUGUUGUUGCUUCUACUGCUGGCUAUUGUGUUGGUAAUCUCCGAAUGGAAGGUUCAUAUGCACCUUGGGAGGAUCCCUCCUUUUCAUACCCGUCGAAUUUGGCUUCCCCUCUUCAAAUUCUCAUUGAUGCCAGCGAUGGUGCUUCUGACUAUGGGAACAAGUUUGGUGAACCUCUAAUUCAGGGAUAUACCAGAAAUUUUGGGAUGAGGUUGCUUAACGGGGAACGCCGUGAGUGGCUGAAGCCAAUAAUGUUUAGUGGGGCAAUUGGGCAAAUCGACCAUGCACACAUAUCUAAGGGGGAUCCAGAAAUUGGCAUGCUAGUUGUGAAGAUUGGUGGUCCGGCAUACAGAAUUGGUAUGGGUGGUGGUGCUGCCUCAAGCAUGGUUAGUGGACAGAAUGAUGCGGAGCUCGAUUUCAAUGCAGUACAACGUGGAGAUGCCGAAAUGGCACAAAAACUGUAUCGUGUUGUCAGGGCAUGUGCAGAAAUGGGAGAGACCAACCCCAUUAUCAGCAUUCAUGACCAGGGUGCUGGAGGAAAUUGCAACGUAGUGAAGGAAAUAAUCUAUCCUAAAGGUGCUGAAAUUGAUAUACGAUCAAUUGUCGUUGGUGAUCAUACAUUAUCUGUUUUGGAGAUAUGGGGUGCUGAGUACCAGGAACAAGAUGCAAUUCUGGUGAAGCCUGAGAGUAGAAGCUUGCUAGAGUCAAUUUGUGCAAGGGAAAGGGUUUCAAUGGCUGUCAUUGGGACAAUCAAUGGAUGUGGAAAGAUUGUUUUGGUUGACAGUGCUGCUGUGGAGCAUGCCAAGUUAAAUGGCCUUCCUCCUGCAACGCCUGUUGAGGAUCUUGAGCUUGAAAAGGUUCUAGGAGAUAUGCCCCAAAAGACCUUUGAAUUCAAGCGAGUUUCUAUAGUCAGCGAUCCCUUAGACAUUGCCCCUGGAGUAACAAUUAUGGAUGCUCUGAAGCGAGUAUUGAGCCUUCCUUCUGUAUGUUCAAAGCGUUUCUUAACCACAAAAGUUGACAGGUGUGUGACAGGUCUUGUUGCACAACAGCAGACAGUUGGACCUCUCCAAAUUCCUCUUGCAGAUGUGGCUGUGAUUGCACAGACAUACACUGACCUGACAGGUGGUGCCUGCGCCAUUGGAGAACAACCACUGAAAGGUUUACUUGAUCCCAAGGCCAUGGCAAGACUUGCUGUUGGGGAGGCCUUGACUAAUCUGGUUUGGGCUAAAGUUUCAUCACUUUCUGAUGUCAAAGCAAGUGGUAACUGGAUGUAUGCUGCAAAGCUUGAUGGAGAAGGUGCAGAUAUGUAUGAUGCUGCCGUUGCAUUGGCUGACUGCAUGAUUCAACUUGGUAUUGCAAUAGAUGGGGGAAAGGACAGUCUUUCCAUGGCAGCUCAAUGUGAUGGUGAGGUCGUUAAGGCCCCUGGAAAUCUGGUCAUCAGUGCUUAUGUGACAUGUCCUGAUAUAACAUUGACAGUAACUCCUGAUUUGAAGCUUGGCAAUGAUGGAGUUUUGCUGCAUAUUGACCUGGGUAAAGGAAAAAGGCGGCUUGGUGGUUCUGCUCUUGCACAGGCUUUUGAUCAAAUUGGAAAUGACUGCCCAGAUAUUGAUGAUGUUCCCUACUUAAAGAAAGCCUUUGAGGCAGUUCAGGAAUUGCUUAGUCAGCGCCUUAUUUCAGCUGGCCAUGACAUUAGUGAUGGAGGUCUUAUUGUGAGUGUGCUUGAGAUGGCAUUUGCUGGUAAUUGCGGUGUUAAGCUGAACAUUGAUUCAAAAGAUUCUGGCCUUCUUCAAGCACUCUUUGCCGAGGAGCUAGGCCUUCUUCUUGAAGUGCACUUGAAAGAUCUCAGUGUUGUAAAGCAAAAGCUUGAAGCAGGAGGCAUUUCCACUAAUGUAAUUGGACAAGUUACAGCAUCACCAGAUAUUGAUCUGGUUGUUGAUGGCAGGCUGCAUCUCAAGGAGAAAACUUCAGAUCUCAGGGAUAUCUGGGAGGAAACGAGCUUCCAGCUUGAGGGGCUACAACGUCUGAAAUCUUGCGUGAGACUUGAAAAAGAAGGAUUAAAGCUCAGAACAUCGCCAUCAUGGUCUUUGUCUUUCACUCCCAAAUUUACAGAUGGAAAUCUGUUGGCUGCAUCCUCAAAGCCAAAAGUUGCCAUCAUUCGUGAAGAAGGGAGCAAUGGUGAUAGGGAGAUGGCUGCUGCAUUCUAUGCUGCCGGAUUUGAACCAUGGGAUAUCACAAUGUCAGACCUCUUAGCUGGGAAGACUUCUCUAGAGGAGUACCGUGGGAUUGCAUUUGUCGGUGGUUUCAGCUAUGCAGAUGUUCUUGAUUCAGCUAAAGGUUGGGCGGCAUCAAUCAGGUUUAACCAACCCCUCAUACAGCAGUUCCAGAAUUUCUACAAUAGGCCAGACACUUUCAGCCUUGGAGUCUGCAAUGGUUGUCAGCUAAUGGCUCUUCUUGGCUGGGUACCAGGAUCGGAUGUUGGAGGUUCCCUUGGUUCAGGUGGGGACAUGUCCCAGCCAAGAUUUAUUCACAAUGAAUCUGGUCGUUUUGAGUGCCGGUUUACUAGUGUCUCUAUAGGGGCCUCUCCUGCUAUCAUGUUCAAAGGAAUGGAAGGUUCUACACUGGGCAUUUGGAGUGCUCACGGUGAGGGGAGAACUUUCUUCCCAGAUGAAAAUGUUCUAGCUAGUGUUGUGAAGUCUAACCUGGCUCCUGUGCGGUACUGUGAUGAUGCGAAUAACAUAACUGAAGUCUACCCAUUCAAUCCCAAUGGCUCUCCGCUUGGCAUUGCAGCCCUUUGCUCCCCUGAUGGAAGACAUCUUGCUAUGAUGCCACACCCAGAACGUUGCUUCAUGAUGUGGCAAUAUCCAUGGUAUCCCAAGGAAUGGCAGCUUGAGAAGAGUGGUCCUAGCCCUUGGUUGCGCAUGUUCCAGAAUGCUAGAGAAUGGUGUUCAUAGUGCAGGGACCUAAUCGAUGGCCAUGUGAUGAAUAGAAGCCUGGCGCUACGGACUCAUUUCAAUACUUAAAACGUGGUGAUAUCAGUUGCUGGUGCAAUGUAGUCAGCAGUCAGUAUUGUUGUAACUGAGGAUUGAAUAAGUUGGUUCAGCGAAAUAAUGAAAAGCAGAUUUCAUGGUUCUUGCUUGCUGCUCUGAGUUUUGCUGCCGCUUUGAAACCAUGCCUGUAAGGGUAGUGCUGUCUUAUUAGGCAAGUUCUAGGAGGCUUGCAAAUGCACUGCUGCUAAUGAGAAUAAUCCUGUUGGUCCAGCA
Oryza brachyantha (malo sina) is the source of this 4923-nucleotide messenger RNA. Its product is annotated as probable phosphoribosylformylglycinamidine synthase, chloroplastic/mitochondrial. Gene Ontology annotation, biological process: 'de novo' IMP biosynthetic process. NCBI's taxonomy places the organism in Eukaryota, Viridiplantae, Streptophyta, Magnoliopsida, Poales, Poaceae. Gene Ontology annotation, molecular function: phosphoribosylformylglycinamidine synthase activity. The record is from RefSeq and is a predicted model, not a curated record. Bases 355 to 4614 code for a protein of 1419 amino acids. The transcript has 4 exons.